AGGCUUUCGCACUUUUUCGAUCUAAGAUUUUCCUUAUCAUUACCACUGAUGAUACAACAUGAUCCGCCUUUAAAUAAUAAAAGUGCAGAUGAAGAUGAUGAUUAUGAGAAUGAUGGUCUUUUUUUACCAGAAAACUUGUCAGAAGAAUUAGAUAGUAUUUCCAUAAAAAAGGAUAUAACAAAUGAAAAACAACGUAAAAUUAACUCAAGCAGAUUCAAAACAAUGGGAUUAUCCUUAACUAUACUUAAAGCCAUUAAAUAUAAAGGUUUUAAAAUUCCUACACCAAUACAAAGAAAAACAAUUCCUCUUUUAUUAAAUGGAAUGGACGUAGUUGCAAUGGCAAGAACAGGGUCAGGAAAAACUGCUGCAUUUGUAAUUCCAAUGAUUGAACGAUUAAAAAUGCAUCAAGCCAAAGUUGGUUCUAGAGCUCUAAUUCUAUCACCUAAUAGAGAGCUUGCUCUUCAAACUUUUAAAGUUGUUAAAGAACUGAAAAAAGGAACAAACUUAAAGCAUAUACUUUUAGUAGGCGGUGAAAGCCUUGAAGAACAAUUUGAAAUUAUGUCAAUAAACCCUGAUAUAAUUGUUGCUACUCCGGGUCGGUUUUUACAUUUAAAAGUAGAAAUGGAUCUUGAUCUCAGAACAAUUGAAUAUAUUGUUUUUGAUGAAGCAGAUAGAUUAUUUGAAAUGGGUUUUUCUGAACAGUUAUCUGAAAUUCUUCGCUAUCUUCCAGUAUCACGACAGUCCUCUCUUUUUUCUGCAACGCUUCCAAAAUCUUUAGUAGAAUUCGCAAAAGCUGGUCUUCAAAAUCCUGUUUUAAUCAGACUUAAUGUUGAAUCAAUGAUUUCUGAUGAUUUACAGUCAGCCUUUUUUUCAAUAAAAUCAUCAGAGAAAGAAGCGGGUUUAUUUUACCUUCUUCAUGAAGUUAUUAAGGUUCCUCGAGGAACACAGCAAGUUACUGAUUUUAAUUCAAAAAAAACAAAUGAAGAAAAAAGUUCUACACAUAAUCAUGAGGCAUUGUUACCAUACUCAACUAUUAUUUUUGUUUCUACAAGACAUCAUGUAGAAUAUUUAGCAAAAUUACUUUCAUUUUCUGGAUAUUUAGUUUCUUAUAUUUAUGGAUCUUUAGAUCAAGUCGCUCGAAGAAAUCAAAUAGCAUCUUUUAGAGCAGGUAAAACAACUCUUUUAGUAGUAACGGAUAUUGCUGCACGUGGAAUUGAUAUACCUCUUCUAUCAAAUGUGAUUAAUUAUGAUUUUCCUUCUAAGCCUAAAACAUUUGUUCAUCGUGUUGGACGAACUGCACGAGCUGGACAAAAAGGCUGGGCGUAUUCACUUGUUAAAACAGAAGAUGUUCCAUAUUUAAUCGAAUUACAGAUAUUUUUGGGAAGAAAAAUAAUAUCUUCUAAUGACCGAAACCCAGAUUAUGUUCAAAAUAUAGUUUUAGGAACAUUUAUACGAGAAAAACUUGAAUAUUAUUGUGAAUGGAUUGCACAUGUAUUAAAAGAAGAUAAUGAAUGUUCUUCACUUAAAAAAGUUAUGCAAAAAGGUGAAAUUUUAUAUUCGAAAACAGCAGGCAAUGCAAGUACAGAAAGCAAUAGACGUGCAAAAGAACUUAUAAAAAGUUCUGAAUGGUCUCAUGUUAAUCCAUUAUUGGUUGAGCAUGUCCAUGAAAAUGACAUUGCAAGAGAAGCUUUAUUAGCUAAAAUUUCUGGAUAUUCUCCUCAUGAAACCGUUCUUGACUGUUCAAAAAGUUUUAAAAAUAAUAAUGCACUAGGAAUAAUAUAUGAACGUUUAAAAAAAAUUAAAGUGUCUAAAAAUAAAGUUAAUGAAUUAAAUUCAAUCAGCUCUUUAUUUAAUAAAAAAAUAAAUUCAGAUAAAUCAAAUUAUUUUAUAAAAAAUACAAAUAACUUUGCAAUAAAUAAUCUAAAUUUUAAAUCUGAAAUACAAAAAAAUAUGAUAAAUAAAAAAAAUUAUAAAGAUGAAGAGAAUUAUAUGUCUCAUUAUACAUCCAUUUCAUCUAUGCGAGAACAUGCUUAUGAUAUUAAUAAAUCAGAUUAUUCCUUUGAAAAAGAAGCAAAUAACGCAGUCUUUGAUAUUAUGGGUGAUGAUAAAAAUCCUACUCAAACAGGAACUCGUGCAAAUGGUGUUCGAUGGAGUUUUAAAAAGAGAAAGCUUGUAAGUAGAAUGGAUGAUCAUGAUGGGUCCAAAAAAGAAUUAAAAAUGAUUAAAGGAGAAAGUGGGGUAAAAAUUCCAGCAACUUAUAAAACAGGAAGAUAUGCAAUCUGGAAAAAUUCUAAAAAAGUAACACAACAAAAAGUGGGAGAAAUAGAAAACUGUAAAAGUUACGCAAUACCUAAAAAUUCACAUACAAACAUAAGUGGAAGAAGAUAUAAACAUAAUAAACUCCAAGCUCCAAAAACUCCAGAUAAAUAUCGUGAUGAUUAUAAGAAAAAAGAAAAACGUAUCAAAAGAGCUAUAGAAAAAGGUUAUGCAAAUAUUAAUGUAAAGAGUGAAUUAAAAAGUGCUUUGGAAAUUAGAAGAAAUAGGCAGCUUAAAGAAAAAAGAAGAUUAAAGAAUGCACGACCUCCUAAAAAGAAACAUUAA
Pneumocystis jirovecii RU7 is the source of this 2601-nucleotide messenger RNA. RefSeq lists its product as uncharacterized. Gene Ontology annotation, cellular component: nucleus. Gene Ontology annotation, molecular function: ATP binding; RNA binding; RNA helicase activity. Bases 49 to 2601 code for a protein of 850 amino acids. The record is from RefSeq and is a predicted model, not a curated record. The transcript has 8 exons. NCBI's taxonomy places the organism in Eukaryota, Fungi, Ascomycota, Pneumocystomycetes, Pneumocystales, Pneumocystaceae.